UCAUUGGUUGCGCCACACGGCACUAAAAAUUUCUUAUAAAAACAGAACAAUCGUUACCUCGAAUGUAUUAAGUAAACACCACUCUGCUCUUCAUCAUACCAGAUCACUAGCGUUUCUUACGAGCAUAAGUUCAAUGGCAACUGCAGGUGUGCAAGAAAUUCGUCCUCCCACGCUGGCUCCCACCUCCGAACCACCAUCUAUUUUUGAUGGAACUACAAGGUUGUACAUGAGUUAUUCAUGCCCAUUUGCUCAACGCGUAUGGAUCACUAGGAACCACAAGGGACUGCAAGACAAUAUCAAAUUGGUUCCUAUUGACCUUAUGAACAAGCCUGCUUGGUAUAAAGAGAAGGUUCACCCCGAAAACAAGGUGCCAUCUCUCGAACAUGAUGGCAAGGUUUUAGCAGAAAGUAUUGACUUGAUCAAAUAUGUAGAUGCAAAUUUUGAAGGGCCAGCACUAUUGCCUAAUGACCCAGCCAAGAAGGAAUUUGGUGAGGAGCUAAUAAUAUAUGUUGAUACUUUCACCAAAGAUGUGUUCACUUCAUUCAGAGGCGAUCCUAUAACUCAAACCAGUGCUUCGUUUGACUACGUGGAGAAUGCUCUUGGUAAAUUUGAUGAUGGGCCAUUCUUCCUUGGCGAAUUCAGUUUGGUGGAUAUUGCCUAUAUUCCAUUUGUUGAAAGGUUCCAAAUCGUCUUCUCUGAGGUUUAUAAGCAUGACAUCACAGCUGGAAGGCCUAAACUAGCAGCAUGGAUUGAGGAGCUGAACAAAAACAAUGCUUAUAAGCAGACAAAACUUGAUCCAGAAGAAUUCGUUGACUUUUUCAAGAAGCGCUUCUUGGGUCAGUAGUAAACAUCAGAUGGCAACGGGUGUAUAUGACACAAGUAAAUAAAGUGAGAGGUGCAUGCAUCAUGGAAUGCUUUUGAGUUUUUAAGCUGCUACGUAUAAGCCUGUGUAAUGGCUAGAGUUGCAGAUAGUCUGAAUUUGUAAUAAAGGUUUCUGUACCAGUGUCUAAUCUUGUACAAUAAUAACUAAAUCAAGAAAUGAUUUAUGUAAAGCUUGAUAAGCUAUAUGCAUGUAACUUUGUGUUAAAUUUUAUGGUUUCCACAUAUAGGAUGUCGUUCUCGAUCUCGUGAUCUUGUCCU
Molecule: messenger RNA, 1140 nt
Organism: Gastrolobium bilobum
Lineage: Eukaryota; Viridiplantae; Streptophyta; Magnoliopsida; Fabales; Fabaceae
Product: glutathione S-transferase L3-like
Exons: 10
Coding region: 134-844 (236 amino acids)
Molecular function (GO): glutathione transferase activity
Source: RefSeq, a predicted model, not a curated record